Crotalus tigris (Tiger rattlesnake) is the source of this 1626-nucleotide messenger RNA. It is a transcript of the gene BARX1, whose product is annotated as BARX homeobox 1. Bases 335 to 1099 code for a protein of 254 amino acids. Gene Ontology annotation, cellular component: nucleus. The record is from RefSeq and is a predicted model, not a curated record. Gene Ontology annotation, biological process: regulation of transcription by RNA polymerase II. The transcript is spliced from 4 exons. Gene Ontology annotation, molecular function: RNA polymerase II transcription regulatory region sequence-specific DNA binding; DNA-binding transcription factor activity, RNA polymerase II-specific. Lineage: Eukaryota; Metazoa; Chordata; Lepidosauria; Squamata; Viperidae.
AGUGGCGCUGGGGUGGAGGAAGAAGCUGCUCCUCCGAGGCCGCGCCUUCGAGCAAGCCGAGGCAGCAGGCUUCCCUGCUUAGCCAGGCGACGGUGGACGAGCGGCGGCGAGGGCAACAGCAGCGGCGGCGGAAUCCAGCUGGUGGCAGAGCGGUGGGUGGAGAUCCCCCGGAGCAUUAGCCGAAGGAGCGGCGCUCUCCAGCGGCGAGCAUGGUGGCCCCGGCCUGCCCGAGGCCUCCGAGUGUCCCGGCCGAAGCGCCAGAUGAGAGGCUGCUCUGAGCCGGGAGUAGCGGAGUUGACUUGGCAGAAGGAAGGGAACUCUCCCGACAGGAACAAUGCAGCACCCCUUGGAUCUGGGCGCCGCCGCCGCCGCCGCCGCCGCCGCCCACUAUUUCCCCGCAGAUCCUUUCGUUGACCACCGGUCGCAUCGCUAUCGGAGCUUUAUGAUCGAGGAGAUCCUGACGGAUCACCCGGAUGCCAAGAGCGCGGCGCCAGCCGGGGAGCUGCUCAAAUUUGGCGUGAAGGCUCUACUGUCGACCCGACCCUACCACAACCCCUUAGCGGUGCUGAAGGCGGAGCAGGCGGCGGUCUUCAAGUUCCCGCUGGCGCCGUUGGGUUGCUCGGGUUUGAGCUCGGCGCUACUGGCGGCCGGCUCCAGCCUCCAAGGCGGUUCCGGAUCCCCGCACCUGCCGCUGGAGCUGCACCUUCGCGGGAAGCUGGACCCGGGAGCCUCCGAGGGGGGCGGUAAAGCUAAGAAAGGCCGUCGGAGCCGCACAGUCUUCACCGAACUGCAGCUGAUGGGCCUGGAGAAGCGCUUCGAAAAGCAGAAAUAUCUCUCCACUCCCGACAGGAUAGAUCUGGCGGAGUCCCUGGGCCUGAGUCAAUUGCAGGUGAAAACCUGGUACCAAAAUAGAAGAAUGAAGUGGAAGAAAAUAGUUUUGCAAGGCGGAGGCCUUGAGUCUCCCACCAAGCCCAAAGGUCGCCCGAAAAAAAACUCCAUCCCCACCAGCGAGCAGCUGACCGAGCAAGAGCGAGCCCGCGAAGCCGAGAAGCAGCCGGCGGAAAACCUCGACUCUCCCUGCCAGGUCAUCCAGGAAUAAUAAAGGAGCGCCGCGUGCCCGCGGACUAACGAUCUGGCGCCCGGAUUGCGGAUGCUGGACUGCUGGCGCCCGAACCUCCCGGCUUGGCCCGGAAGGGGGACUGGGACCUGCGGCCCUCAAGACUGAACCUCAGCCUCACGGGGCCUCCCUGAGCGACGAGGCCCCGCCGGCUCGCAAUACUACCCCAAUGGGUCGCCUGCCUUGAGCGCAGACGGCGGGGGUCCACUGAAGCCCCUGGGUUGCAGAGGUCCUGCAACCCUUUCGCCGCCGUUUAAGGAAGUUACCGCGUGGAAGAAGGCGACGAGGACGAUCCGGGGAUGGAGGCGACGGUGGACUCCGAUUCCCAGUUGAUUCCGUUGUAGGAUUUCCCAGGCGUCUGAGCCCUUCCGCCCUCUCCCUGCGUGCGCCUAAGGAAGAGCCGCCCCCUGUUCUUGGGGGUUUGACCGUGGCUGUUCCCGCGCUGUGUAAGAGAAGGGAGGGGGCGGGGAGCGUCUCCGAACUAUCCGGCUAACUCAGGGGUAGGCAAC